GAUGACUCAGCAUGAGGAACGUGAGAGGAGUGGCUACACGGUCAUUCAGAGAGCUCUCUGUAGAUGAAAUGAUUAAGUGACAGAUUAUAGCAGCUAUGGAGCUUCUUCUACGUGUGUCCCUCUGCCUCCUGACGUUUACUGGAAAAUCGUUUGGUGAUGAAAUCGAACUGUUUGCAACAGAAGACAGUGAUAUUAUCUUGCCCUGUUCUCCCAUUGGAAAGGACGACCUCACACAGCAAGUGUUCGACUGGAAGAAAAAUGAUGAGCAGGAGGUGUUUUUAUAUGACAAUGGCAAAUAUUACAACAAUGGAAAAGAUGGUCAAAAUGAAACUUUCAAAAAUCGUGUUGAUUUUUUCCAAGAUAAGCUGCAAUUUGGCAAUGCAUCCAUACGUAUCAAAAACACAAGGCUGACUGAUGCUGGAAUCUACACUUGUACAAUUCCACUUCUUAAGCCACCAGGACAGAAGUCCUACAUUAAGCUUGUUGUUGGUUGUA
Poecilia reticulata (guppy) is the source of this 495-nucleotide messenger RNA. Lineage: Eukaryota; Metazoa; Chordata; Actinopteri; Cyprinodontiformes; Poeciliidae. The record is from RefSeq and is a predicted model, not a curated record.